AUGAGAACUUUAUUUUGGCUAGAGGGACAACACCAUGGAGAAGAGCCGACGUCGCUUAACAGCGGGAAUAGGAAGCGUAAAGAUGCUCCUAAUUCCUCUUCCAGCAGCCAAAACAAGCCAAGCAAAGGGCGCAACUUUAAACGCGUCAAGUAUGACGCGCGAUCAAUUUUGACAAGCUCUCCAGAUGGAGCUUUAAACAACGGGGAGCUAGACUUACAGUCUUUUCUCAAGUCACGCGACUUCGAGAUCAAAGCAUUACAAGAUGGCAUGCAAAAGUCGAAGAAUAGCGGGACAACGAGGGCAUUUCAGCAGGUUCCACGCGAUCUCCGCAGACGAACAGCUAGCCACAAUGUUAAGAGAGUGCCGAAGAGACUGCAGAAGAGGGCGGCCAAAGAGAUGAGAGACGAUAAUACACCAACUGUCAACUCAAGGACUAGAAAGCCAGGAAACCCACGGGCCAGACUGCGGGCGGAGACUGCAAAGCGACUCGGCAUUUUGGCAGCAAAGAAGGGAGCUGUGAAAGAGAAGAAGAUCGGUGAUGUCAGAAUAGAGGCCCGAGAACCACGACCCAAGAUCCGAAAGAAUGCGUUGAACGACCCGCCGAAGCCCAGGUCAAAGUUUAGGAAGAGGCAGAUACACAAGACCUGGUUGCCUACUCACUUGUGGCAUGCGAAAAGGGCGACAAUGACCGAGCCCAAGGAUCCACUUUGGAGAUUUGCUAUUCCGCUUACUUCGACCCAGAAAUCAUAUAGACCUACUCAUCGAGCCAGUGGAGUAAGGGGAGCUGUAUGCUGGGAUAUGAGCUACAUGAGCACGAUUGGUUUAGAAGGGCCUGAAGCAAGUCUACAAAAGCUUCUCAAGGCUGUCGGUAUUAAAGAGGAGGCACUCUGGGAUGCAAGGGGCACAAAAUGGAGAGAAGGGAAGCGAAGCUGGACUGGGUGGUUGACUAGGGAAGUGAAGGAGAAAUCUAUUGUCGUCAGUCCCGCUACUGUCUUAUGGUCCCCCCCACCGUCUGGUACGGAAAGUGAUGAAACCUCGCAAAAGAAGGCGAAACAGUCUCGAAUAUUUGUCAGGAUACAUCCUGCUGCUUUUAUUGAAGUAUGGACAGAAGUUCUUCGUUUGUCGAAGCUCCAGCGCCCCAUAGUCCAUAUCGAAGAUCUCCGCUUCGAGAUUGGAAGCAUUGAGAUCGUUGGGCCGUCUUCAACUGAAGCUCUACUAAGUGUUCUGCAUCCAUACGAUGAGUCAGAAGAGCAUGCGAGAGCUUUUAAGGCCUUACUUGGAAUUACAAAUCCUGGAUCACUGCCAUCUAAUUCUGUAUUGAGUUUCCCCGUAAUGGACCCUCGGAUUCGAUAUCCACCCAGGCCAGUCAAGCUACCGAGCACCAGCGACGAAGAAGCCAAUUUCAAGCUCUUGGAAAUGGCCUCGUCUUGGCCCGUAGAUCGAUCAACAGGAUCAUCAGCAUUAUUUGACCGCGAAGCAAGAUUUAAGGCAACACGGCUUCCCUCUCAGAAAGCACUCAAUCGAAGGAAAGCUAUUGCGAAGCCGGGAGAUUACCCCUCUUGUCUAGAAAGCGACCCAAGAAUACCAAUCACACUGAUCGCUUCCAGAUCAGUCUCAUCAGGCUCCGCACAAGGCACUUGGAUACUUCUGGCACCUUGGAAAUGUAUCUUGCCGAUUUGGUAUGGGUUGAUGCACUGCCCUUUGUCCUCUGGCAACAAUCCCCGAUUUGGUGGCCUGCAAGAGCUUCGCCAGGUCCAUUUUGAACAAGGCGUUCCCUAUUUUCCUACAGAUUUCCCUGGCACUGCUUCCGGCUUCCAGUGGGAGCUGGAUGAAAGACUGAAGAGAAAAGCCAAUUGGGAUAAGCGGCCGAAGGGUAAGAGGGUGGAAUGGGAUUCUCUUGACCUUGGGGCCGGGAGAAAGGGAGAAAUUGGUCGAGGAUGGGCCUCUGACUUUGAAAGAGUCGUUGGCGUGCCACUGUUAACGGCUAGCAUUGAUCUGAUAGAUGCAGCUCAAGAAACUGAGAAAUCGAAGGCGACCACAUCAAAACGCGAGGUGCCACUGCACCAUAUUCCAAGCAAAACUUUCAAAAGUCUCCUUUCCUCAUAUGAGAGUCAGCUGCUACAGCAAAAUGCAGUUGCCACAUUUCGCAUCACUCUAGUCACCAAAGGAAUCGCAUUGCCGUCAGCUCGAAUAUACCGCCUGCCCAAAAUAGCGGAACAUCCCUCAUCGAUAGAGUCCGAACCAUCUUUAACCAGCGCUCCACCACCUAGUACCCGUGAGCAAUGGCUCGCCCUUCUCCCGCCACCCGCCCACUCUAAACUCCCACUCAACCCCAAAGCCAAAGCGGCAAAAUUCCCCACCCGGAUCCCACUGAACACGCCUCUCCCUCAGCGAAUCCAACUCCUCGCUCGAUCUCUGCUACAAGAACCACCUUGCCAAUACUCGCAAUUCCUAACUGGAAACCACGAAGAAGACUUCCCGCUUGUCCCAGAUGAGGAGGACCUCAUUGGGUUUGUAACAACGGGGGAGUUUAAUCUGGCAGAAGGGAAGGGAGUUGCGGUGGGAAGUGUGGUCGUGGAGAAGGUUUUAGAGGGGUUGAGGAGGGAUGGGAAAGGGAAGGACGGGCGGUUUUGCAUUGUUAGGAACGCGGGGGAGAAGAUGGGAAGGUUGGCGAGGUGGGAGGUCGUUUGA
This is a messenger RNA of Cadophora gregata, 2691 nucleotides long. RefSeq lists its product as uncharacterized. NCBI's taxonomy places the organism in Eukaryota, Fungi, Ascomycota, Leotiomycetes, Helotiales, Ploettnerulaceae. Gene Ontology annotation, cellular component: nucleolar ribonuclease P complex; ribonuclease MRP complex. The coding region runs from base 1 to 2691 and encodes 896 amino acids. The transcript has 2 exons. Gene Ontology annotation, biological process: tRNA 5'-leader removal. The record is from RefSeq and is a predicted model, not a curated record.